GUCCCGGCCGCAGUCCCCCGGCUGCGGGCGCCGCGCGAUGCGUGGAGAGGCCAGAGAGGGCGGCGGCCGCGAGCCCGGGUGGUGAGGCCGGAGCGUCCCCGCAGCGCCCCCGGCCGGAUGGCGGCCGCGCCGUGGGAGCCGGUGCGCAACGACUCGCUGCCGCCCACGCUGUCGCCGGCCGUGCCCCCGUUCGUGAAGCUCGGGCUGACGGUGGUCUACACCGCCUUCUACGCGCUGCUGUUCGCCUUCGUGUACGCGCAGCUGUGGCUGGUGCUGCGCUACGGCCACAAGCGGCUCAGCUACCAGAGCGUCUUCCUCUUCCUCUGCCUGCUCUGGGCCUCGCUGCGCACCGUGCUCUUCUCGUUCUACUUCGGGGACUUCGUGGCGGCCAACUCGCUCAGCCCCUUCGUCUUCUGGCUGCUAUACUGCUUCCCAGUGUGCCUGCAGUUCUUCACCCUCACGCUCAUGAACUUGUACUUCACGCAGGUGAUUUUCAAGGCCAAGUCAAAAUAUUCUCCAGAACUGCUCAAAUACCGGUUGCCCCUCUACCUGGCCUCGCUCUUCAUCAGCCUCAUUUUCCUGCUGGUGAAUUUAACCUGCGCAGUGCUGGUGAAGACGGGACAUUGGGAGAGGAGGGUCAUCGUCUCCGUGCGUGUGGCCAUUAAUGACACGCUGUUUGUGCUGUGUGCUGUCUCCCUCUCCAUCUGUCUCUACAAAAUCUCCAAGAUGUCCUUAGCCAACAUUUACCUGGAAUCUAAGGGCUCCUCCGUGUGCCAAGUGACCACCGUCGGUGUCACCGUGAUCCUGCUUUACACCUCUCGGGCCUGCUACAACCUGUUCAUCUUGUCAUUUUCUCAGAACAAGAACAUUCAUUCCUUUGAUUAUGGCUGGUACAACGUAUCAGACCAGGCAGAUCUGAAGAAUCAGCUGGGAGAUGCCGGCUACGUCAUAUUUGGAGUGGUGCUUUUUGUGUGGGAACUCCUCCCUACCACUUUAGUGGUUUACUUCUUCCGAGUUAGAAAUCCUACAAAGGACCUUACCAGCCCUGGAAUGGUCCCCAGCCACGGAUUCAGUUCCAGAUCUUAUUUCUUUGACAACCCUCGAAGAUAUGACAGUGAUGAUGACCUUGCCUGGAACAUUGCCCCUCAGGGACUUCAGGGAAGUUUUGCUCCAGACUACUAUGACUGGGGACAACAGACUAACAGUUUCCUGACACAAGGAGGAACUUUGCAACGAGAUGCAACUUUGGAUCCUGACAAACCAAGCCAUGGAUAGCACAAGUUAACAGUUUUCUGGAAGAUUCCUCAGUUGAAAAGCUUCAGAAAGACACAGUUAAUGACAGCUGAAUUUUUAGGACACUUUUUCUUAAGAAAUAGGACAUGAUUUUUGUUACAGGUUUCUAAUGGCUCCACAGGACUAAGCAAUAAUUAACACUGAUAAACCCUUAUUUUAGUACUAAAAAGUGAGCCUGGCUAUUUCAGUGGGUAUAAUUUAAACUUUUUAAAGAAAAUCUGUACUUUUAUAAAGAUGUAUUUUAUAUAACUUAAAUAAUAAUGCUAAAGUGUACUAGGGUUUUUUCUUGAGAAUCUUGUAGUUUGCACAGACUUUUAUGCAUAAUUCACUUUAAAAGUAUAAAAUAUAUGGUCUAAUAGUUUCUUAAGGCUUUUGGACCAAAGUAUUCCUUAAAUCCUUACCUAUUCGGGUCUCAUGUUCUGAGCUCCGCAUGGGUAACUUCUGAAAUACAGUUGACAUCUAGAAAGCCGAUAGCAACUCCAAAGUUGAAAGUUCAACUGAAAUGGUGUAUCAACAGACUAUAAGGUAACUGGCUCUUUAGAGUUUCCUUAAGGUCCAGAUGGCUGGUCCCUCAAAGAAUCUCUUGGAUUUUGCCAGAAGUCUGGUACUUCCUUUCAAUAGGUCACUAAUGGAUACACUUCAGCGAUAAGUUGAUAAUGUUAAAAAUGUAGCUGACUUACACUAUUAAACCUCCUCUGCUAUACUCGUAGAGAUUUUGCAUACUUUUUUCCAUCCCAAUAAAAUCUAAUAUCCGUUACCUCAGGACUACAAGACUGCACC
Molecule: messenger RNA, 2073 nt
Organism: Cynocephalus volans (Philippine flying lemur)
Lineage: Eukaryota; Metazoa; Chordata; Mammalia; Dermoptera; Cynocephalidae
Gene: GPR137B
Product: G protein-coupled receptor 137B
Exons: 7
Coding region: 118-1275 (385 amino acids)
Biological process (GO): negative regulation of bone resorption; positive regulation of TORC1 signaling; negative regulation of osteoclast differentiation
Cellular component (GO): lysosomal membrane
Source: RefSeq, a predicted model, not a curated record